Pyrenophora tritici-repentis Pt-1C-BFP is the source of this 906-nucleotide messenger RNA. The record is from RefSeq and is a predicted model, not a curated record. NCBI's taxonomy places the organism in Eukaryota, Fungi, Ascomycota, Dothideomycetes, Pleosporales, Pleosporaceae.
AUGACAGAACAGAACACAGCUCCGCCCUCUCGCCCUCAGGCCAAUGAUGCCAAGCCUAAGAAUACACGAGACGGUCUGUAUGAGUCUACGGUUUAUCUACCUAGCAAUCUAGAAGCUAUGGUUGGUGUACGCGAUUCCUUCCUAUUUACUGACGUAGAAUGGAAGCGGAGUUUGGGGCGUCGAAUAGAAGACGCGCACCACUAUGGCCUAGCCAUCGUGCCGUACGAAGAGCUAUAUUCCUUGGCGACCGAGAAAGCGUACCCGAGAGCCUGGCCAUAUCACGAACUUCAGAGAUAUCUGAGAGUCGUACUGAGAAUCGGUGAUCCGUACUCGAAACACGUUACUGAAUUCUCGAACUACUUCUGUCUUGCUUUGCAGGAAUGCUGCACACAUCUCCAACAACAGCAGAGUCGUCGAGGGGAGGGCGAUAGAAGGAUAUGGGUAUAUGAGUCAGGGCAGAGGGAGCUGUCCGGCAUUAGACGGCUGCCUUCCAGUAUUACCGAACCCGUCAAGACUCUCCUAGAGAUGCUGCGCGAGUAUCCGAGACCAGGACGGUCUGGUACCCUCAACGAAGAUGCAAGGUCGUGGCUUGCGAGUCGCGUAAAUCUUCGCCAAUCCGAGGAUAUUACAGAAGGCGUGGCAGAUGCAGGACAGACCGUGAGCCUUAGCGCACUAACAAGGGCCUGGACAGGAGAAGGGUACCACGAACACCUGUUGCGAAAAUACAUCUGGUACAAAAUGAUCAAGCAGGCCCCGUCUCGACAGUAUGAGAUCAACGCUUUGGUCGGUCAGCUGUUCGAUAAGCCGUGGGAAACCAGACAUCGCAUCCUGACAGCCGACGAGAACAAUGAGUCAGACCUCCGCAUCCAUCACACGAGAGAGCCCGAUGGGGGGAGGCCAGGUUGA